Molecule: messenger RNA, 1640 nt
Organism: Monosiga brevicollis MX1
Lineage: Eukaryota; Choanoflagellata; Craspedida; Salpingoecidae
Exons: 9
Coding region: 179-1534 (451 amino acids)
Biological process (GO): transport
Molecular function (GO): transporter activity
Source: RefSeq, a predicted model, not a curated record
GGNCGGACGCUGGUGUGCUCUGCUCGGCGGAGGGACAAGUUAUUGGAUCGUUUGGGUGCCGAGUGCGCACGCUGUGCUGGCGGCGCUUUUUUCUUUUUUUCUCUUUUUUUUAACCUUUUUUUGAGUUGUGUUUGUGGUGUACGGGAACGGGAACGCUCUUGGCUUAUUGGCCGCGAGGAUGGCAGCCAGCGACCUCAAGGCGCCACUGAUGGAUGAGGCUGAGGAGGAGGCGACAUUGGCAGACGAUCAACAGUAUCAGCUAGGGCCUGCCCGACCGAGGUCAAGCAGUCGGGUCAGCCUUGAGAGCCUCAGCAAUGUUCGCAGCUCGACUGUUUGUGGGUAUCUCUGGGUUGUGAGCCUCUUGUUGGUCGUUUUUGGAUUCAUUCCGUGGGGCAUCGUGGAAUUGCGCCGCUAUCAUCAACAGACACAUGUCCAGGCCUGGUUCGCGGCCGGCGUCUUUGUUGCGCUGGCCGUGCCAUUGACGCUCUGGGACAUUGCUCAGCACCUUCGCUAUUGGUACAAGCCCGAGCUUCAACGACACAUCAUUCGCAUCAUGAUGAUGGUUCCUAUUUAUGCCAUCGACUCUUGGCUGGGGCUGCGCUUUCCCGACUACGCCAUCUACUUUGACACUGCCCGCGAAACCUACGAGGCCUAUGUCCUCUACAAUUUUUACGUGUAUCUAUUGACGUUUCUUCGUCAACGCAAGGACUUUGAUAUCGAUAUUCACAAGCGACCUCCGGCACAGCACAUGAUCCCGUGCUGUUGUCUCACACCCUGGCGAAUGGGCGAACCUUUUAUCAACAAAUGCACGCACGCUGUCGCCUCCUACAUGGUGAUGCGUAUCCUCGUCACCCUAAUCUCCUUCAUAACCAGCAUGACGGGUGAUUACGGCGACGGUGAUAUGUCCCCAAAAAAGUCAUUCAUGUACCUUGCCAUUGCCAAUAUGAUCUCUCAGGGAUGGGCCAUGUACUGUUUGGUGCUAUUCUACUAUGCGUUCAAGUAUGAUCUAGCACCAAUCAAGCCCGUGCCCAAAUUCUUGACCAUCAAGGCCGUCAUUUUCUUCUCAUUCUGGCAAGCCGUCCUCAUUGCCAUUCUGGUCGAGGUUGGCGUCAUUCACGAGCAUGCAGACUGGGUCUACUCAACUGAGAGUGUGGCAGCGGGCAUUCAAGAUUUCCUGGUUUGCGUAGAAAUGUUCAUCGCCGCUGCUGUUCACCACCACGUUUUUUCGUAUCGCGAGCACCUGCCCAAAGAUGGUACGGCGCCACCUGAAGUGACCUUUCGAACGGCUGUUCGCAACCUCCUCGACUUUCGAGAUGUCACACAUACCAUCUACGAUCAUGUGCAGACGGUGGCUACGUUGGAUGGCCGGAUUAUUUCCCGUCAACCCAUGCGCUCAGAGCACACCGCCUUGCUGAGCAGCACGUCACCAGCCUCGGUCUUGGUCGCACCUACGCCAGCAGCGGAUGCUGCAACCGCAUAUGGUAGCACCGAUGAUGCAACAAGUGACCUGGCACCACCCCGCUCCACCGUCUGAACUCUCGAUCCAAAAAUGAACCCAUCGGCGAGAAUGAUAUAGCCAGGUGUGAUAAGUUUUCUGCAUCAAAAUUGAUCUGAUCUCGAGGCAGUCGAGGCAGAAGACG